Fusarium oxysporum Fo47 is the source of this 1482-nucleotide messenger RNA. RefSeq lists its product as uncharacterized. The transcript has 2 exons. The record is from RefSeq and is a predicted model, not a curated record. The coding region runs from base 1 to 1482 and encodes 493 amino acids. Lineage: Eukaryota; Fungi; Ascomycota; Sordariomycetes; Hypocreales; Nectriaceae.
AUGUCAGCUCCUCUCAUCGGACUUGGGCAGGUCUUCACUGGAGCUCCACUCUCCUCCGAAAAUGCCAACGCUGAAACGCUUCUCCAGAGCGUUCAGAAUGGUCUGACCGGCGGCCAAGGCACAACUGAAUACUUUAACCGCAUCAACAACAUGGCAAAGGUCUACCAGCAGCUCAAGGACAACGGCCGCAAGGCCUGGAUUCAGGGCACCGACGCCAACAAUCUUCCUGUCUUCUACGUUGAGAGCGCUGAUAACGUAACUGGUAAGGUCUUCUUCAACAAGAUCAGCGUGAACGGCCUCGACUUUGAUGACAACGGUAACGUCAAAGUCAACGGUACGACGACCGUUAUAAAUGGCGUGACGUACCACGGUAUUGGCGUUGUGACUAACACGGCUGGAUGGAGCGACUAUAACUUUUCUACUACCUCCUGGUGGCUCGGCGUUGGCAUCCUUGGAGUCUUUGCCUUGAAGGACAUCUUCCCCGAUCUUUUCGGCACUAUCCAAGCUGUGGCGAAUGUUCAGGCGGAUGUCAUCCAGAAUAUAGCAGACAACCCAGAGGCUGCUGAGGGAGGAUUCGAGGAGCAGGCAGCAGAGGAGGAAGAGAACUCGAUCGGGAACGAAAGCAUCAGCACCGAAGCUAGCGAAGGUGUCGCCAUUGCAGAAGCUGAGGAAGCAGGUGCUGCAGAAGUGGGUGGGGUUUUCCUCGAAGCGGGCAUUGUUCUCGCCAUCGUCUUCGUGGUUCUAUCAUUUGUUUUGCAUAACACUUUCCAGUACGUGAGAGUCUGGAACUUGACCCGGUACAAGCUUGUCUGGGUGAUCAAGUUCGACCAGAGCCAGAUCACGGACGAGGGCCAGCUCGUCAUUGGUCCUGUUACUUUCAACUCGGACAAUAGUAUCAAGGACUAUCAGCCAAUUCUUCCCUUGAACAGUACUCCCGCUCCUCCUGGUGUCAAGCCUCCACCCACUGCUCAAUUUGCAGACAUGAACAUCAACUCCAGCAGUCAGUUUGCUGGCAUUGGGUAUGUUCUCCAAUACCAGCUCCAGGAUCCAGCAUCUGGCCAGACUGUAUACACCGGUACCGCCUAUUUCGACCUUCCAUUUGGUGCUGACAACUCGACCAACGUGACCUUUGAUCAGGUUUCGAAUCUACAGAGAUGGUAUAACGAUAAUUCUGGCAACAACAAGCAUACACUUGCCAGCACCACAACCCCUGAUGGAAAGGUCACCUUCUUCACCACUUUUGACUACCUGAGUGGCAAACACACUGUGCCUCAGGUACCCAAGGGCUCCCCGACUAGCCAGUACUACUACCAGUCUCUCGUUGCAUUUGUUGAGAACGAUCUUCCGUCGGCUUUGCAGACUGUACCAAAGGCUCUCCCAACCAAUUUGUUCCAGGCGAGCCCGCUUAACGGAGUCCAUCCCAAGAUCAGACGACGUGUGUUUGGCAGACGCGGAGGGACUCCCAAAGCUAAGAAGGCCUAG